Cryptococcus wingfieldii CBS 7118 is the source of this 1278-nucleotide messenger RNA. RefSeq lists its product as hypothetical. The transcript has 4 exons. Bases 1 to 1278 code for a protein of 425 amino acids. Gene Ontology annotation, molecular function: hexosyltransferase activity. The record is from RefSeq and is a predicted model, not a curated record. NCBI's taxonomy places the organism in Eukaryota, Fungi, Basidiomycota, Tremellomycetes, Tremellales, Cryptococcaceae. Gene Ontology annotation, cellular component: membrane.
AUGCUCUUGCACCCUCCUCACCCUCACCGCCCCCACACUCCCCGCUCCCCCAGCUCCCACCGCUUCCAUUUCCCGACACGGCGCCGGCCUCUCCUCUUCCUCCUCUGCGCCCUCGCUUUCCUCUUCGCCCCGGUCGUAUACUCGGCCCAUUCUUUCCUGGGGACAUACAAAAACUUUCCGAGGCAUCAGCAAUACAACUUGCUCCUCGCCAAGUCGCCUGCCUGGGCGCACCCCCUGGUAGACGCACUGAAAGGGCUUCCGGAGACAAAAGGCAUGCCUCGACCAAACAUGGUACAUGGUCUGAGAGAAGGCCGGUCGAUGGAAGAGUACAGUGCGCCUAGACUGUCGUUGCCGGUGGAAGGACUUGACGGGGAGCUGACGAGCCCGGCGGUGUUGAUGCUCCAUAUCUUUUCGAUGCCUUCGCCGGCCUCAAGGGAGAGGCGGGAGCUGAUACGGUCGAUCGACUAUUUUUCGGCGAUCCCUCCGCCGUACAGACAUCUGGUGGAGAUCAAGUUUAUCAUGGGGCGAUACAGUCCCGGGCACGCGUUGUACGACGAUAAUGAAUCGCGCGAGAUUGAGGCAGAACAGAAGAGGGAAAAGGAUCUGUUCAUUCUGGAAGACCUUGAGGCGGGAGAUAAUAUGAACCUGGGAAAGACUUGGGAGUGGUUGCGACAAGUCGGUAAAGAGGGCGGGAGAGAAGCGUGGUGGGUGAUGAAAUGUGAUGAUGAUACAUUUCCCAUCCUCCCAAACCUCCUCCCUUAUCUCCUCGCCCACUCUCCAGGUGCACCAUCAUACGUCGGUACGUCCUUUGGACGUUGGCCGGGGUAUCACUUUUACUUUGAGGGCAUGAUGUACGGCUUCAGCUGGCCUGUGGUGAAGGCGCUUGCUGCAGCAAACGUCUCGAGGGAAGACAGGAAUAGAGAGUGGGAUGAAGACGCCCACAUGGGAUAUCUCAUGUUCUCCCUGCCCCCCUCUUCUUCCGCCCCAUCAGACUGUGCCCGUACUCCGGCAUCAGCAUCAUCAGCCAUCGACCCUUGUACAGGCCUACACAGACUCGACCUAUCCACCCGUUUGGGCAACUAUCGUGCCAACCCCCUCAUCGCCCUGCCCAUCCCGGGCCGUCGAGGGUCUGUUGGGGUACAUCAACUCAAGAAUGGGGCGCAAUUCAAGAAUGUCGUUGAUGAGGUGAAAGAGAGUUGGGAGGAGAGGGGGUUGGAGUGGCGGUGGAGGGUGCCGAGGGAGCUUGAGAGUGUGGCAGAGUGGGAUGUUGAUUGGUGA